Messenger RNA from Suillus discolor, 177 nucleotides. RefSeq lists its product as uncharacterized. Lineage: Eukaryota; Fungi; Basidiomycota; Agaricomycetes; Boletales; Suillaceae. The annotation marks the transcript as partial. The transcript has a single exon. The record is from RefSeq and is a predicted model, not a curated record.
GAUUUGCAGCGCCAGGUUGCACUAUAUAGGGACCAAGUGCGCGACCUCCGACUUUCAAACGAAUCGAAUCAGGCAAAGCUUUUUGAUCACAGCCAGCAUCAGGGUGAGUUGUACUGCUUUCCUUCCUCCACUUCCUUCUUUCUGCUUCAUUAUUGUACCUUUCGUCUUGCAUGCUGA